CACAUGCCAUUUUUGGACUAGACAACUUCCGAUUCAAUGACGACUGCUGUUACGCUACUAUCAAAAUAGGGAACAUGACGGAGGAAAUCUAACUAUUGGUGCACUGAAAAUCCCCAUAAAUGCUGCGAUAGUAUAUCAGGGUUCAGUGUGUGCGUCAGGUGUGGAUGGAGUCAGUAACAUCAGAGCACCCAGCAUAGUAAUCACAGACAGGACAAUCCGAAGAAGUCCGUGUUCAGACCAACAGCCUGCACAUCGGCAGGCAGGGGGAGAAUGGUCAAGUACUUCUCUAACGAUGUAGACAUCAGGACCACGUGGGACCAUGUUGUCUCUGCCUUCUGGCAGAGGUAUCCCAACCCAUUCAGCACCCAUGUUCUCACAGAGGACGUGGUUCUCCGUGAGGUGACGGCGGACCAGCGGCUUCUCUCCAGACGCCUGCUCACCAAGACCAAUCGAAUGCCUCGCUGGGCCGAGUUCCUCUUCCCCUCCAACCUAUCACGCUCCGUCUACAUCGUAGAGGACUCCGUCGUCGACCCGGUCACCAAGAGCCUCACCACGUACACCUGGAACCUCAAUCACACUACGUUAAUGGAGUUUGGCUUGGCCCGCUUCAAGAGCAACCAGGUGAAGGCCAUGAAGGGCCUGGAGUACGCUCUGUCUAACUUACACGGAGAGGCACCCCAGCGCCAGCCCUGCGUCCGGGACACAGUGAAGACUGCUACAGAGAAAGCCAAGACCCUGGCCUCGGCCGCCGCCCCGCAGAAACAGCCCCAGCAGUACGUGUGACAACAGGGGAACAUCCACUGCCACCGGCUGGAACGGGACACUGUGCACGCAGUGGCAGGCACAAGCAACACAUUCACAUGCAACACACAGGCUGGCCAAUUCUGAUCUUUUUAAGAGCUGAUCUGAUUGGUCAAAAGACCAUUUUGUAAGGAAAAACACAUCAGAAUUGAGCUGUGCAUGCACACUCUUUUAGCUGCCUUUUCAUUGACUGGAAGCUUGCUUGUAUCAAGGUCUCGGUGUACAGUAUGUGUACAAUAUGUCCAUCUAAACCACUAAAAGCUCUGCUCCUCUGGGGUUAGGCUCUGCUCCUCUGGGGUUAGGCUCUGCUCCUCUGGGGUUAGGCUCUGCUCCUCUGGGGUUAGGCUCUGCUCCUCUGGGGUUAGGCUCUGCUCCUCUUAUUUUCAUUAGCAUAGCAUUAAUACGUCUCAGGUACUGAGCCCCUGUCUGUCUGCCUGCCACAACCUAGGGACAUGUUCAAUAGGCCCCAAAUGCGAGAAAAUGUUCUCAAACCGAGUGAAACCGAGAUAAAAGUAUGUGGACAGCCCUUCAAAUGAUUGGAUUUGGCUAUUUCAGCCACCCAUGUUGCUGACAGGUGUAUAAAACCAAGGACAGUCAUGCAAUCUCCAUAGACAAACAUUGGCCUUACUGUAGAGCUCAGUGAUUUAACGUGGCACCGUCAUAGGAUGCCACCCCUCCAUCAAGUCAGUUCGUCACAUUUCUGUCCUGGUCAACGAAGUGCUGUUAUUGUGAGGCGGAAACGUCUAGGAGCAACAACAAGCUCACAGAAUGGGACUUCCGAGUUCCAAACUGCCUCUGGAAGCAACGUAAGCGCAAUAAUUGUUCGUCGGGAGCUUCAUGAAAUGGGUUUCCAUGGUUGAGCAGGCGCACAAAAGCCUAAGAUCACCAUACGCAAUGCAAAGCAUCGGCUGGAGUGGUGUAAAGCUCGCUACCAUUGGACCAGCGGAAAUGCAGUCUUUGGAGUGAUGAAUCACGCUUCACGAUCUGUCAGUCUGACGGACUAAUCUGAGUUUGGCGGAUGCCAGGAGAACACUACCUGCCCCAAUGCAGAGUGCCAAAUGUAAAGUUUGGUGGAGGAAGAAUAAUGGUCUGUGGUGGUUUAUGGUUGGGGCCCCUUAUUUCCAGUGAAGGGAAAUCUUAACUCUACAGCAUGCAAUGACAUUCUAGACGAUUCUGUGCUUCCAACUUUGUGGCAACAGUUUGGGGAAGGCCCUUUCCUGUUUCAGCAUGAUGCCCCCGUGCACAAAGCCAGGUCCAUACAGAAACGGUCUGUCGAACUUGACUGGCCUGCACAGAGCCCUGACCUCAACCCCAUUGAACACCUUUGGGAUGAAUUGGAACGCCGACUGCAAGCCAGGCCUAAUUGCCCAACCUCACUGGCUGAAUGGAAGCAAGUCCCCGCAACAAUGUUCCAACAUCUAGUGGAAAGCCUUCCCAGAAGAGUGGAGGCUGUUGUAGCAGCAAAGGGGGGGACCAACUCCAUAUUAAUGCCCAUGAUUUUGGAUGAGCAGGUGUCCACAUACUUUUGGUCAUGUAGUGUACUUUCUGAACUUAUCCAAUAGAAACACUUUUCUGUUGCAAAAUGUUUUUAUACGGUGUGCCAUAAAGAACACGACCCUGACUUGAGUAAGCUCUGGGAUACAUCUCUUGUGCACUCAGUGAGGCCUGUUUUGAAAAGCAUAACGUGACAGAUCAGACAUGCCAAAUAACAGUGAAGGUACCAAGACAAGCUGAAGAAAUAAUGUAAACUCCACAACACUGGAUGCAUGCUGGAGUUUGAGAGUUUAUCAAAUAAUAUAAAUGAUUAGUAAUUAUUGUAUUACCCUUCAACUGCGUCGUUUGACUGAAUUUGUCAGUGAGGUCUACGAUUGAUUUGUUGGAUAUAUCAAGCUAUAUCAAAUUAGGAAUUUGACUUGACAUUUACCAGGGACAGUUGAUGUAUUUAAUUUGUUUUAUUGUACAUUAAUAAUGUAUUAGUCUGACAUUGGUUUGUCUGUCUGUCUUAAUGUUUUUGCUGCAUUCCUUUUAAGGUAGAACUAGCUAUUAGGAUUUUGAAAUCAUUUUGGCUGUGAUUUUAGACUGGAGGAAAUUGUCAUAUGUCUUAACAUUGAAAGAAUACUGUACUUAAAUAAACAUCUGAUUUAAUGUUAUUUGGGAUACAACUUUAUCAAUCUUAUUUCAUUUAGUUUUGGUUCAGGCAUUGUAAACUACUGCAUAUUAUUGUCAUGAAAUUGUGUAAUGUUCAAGGCCAUGGUUGUCAUAUUCUUAUGAACUAAGUCGCUGUGAUGCUAUUGCAGUAAUCUGACAACAGGGGGCCUGAAACAAGCCUGUAGAAGUUCAGCCAACUAUUUAAAGGGGCAGUGCAUUCAGGGAUUUAUAUAAGUUGGAAUAAUACUGUGAAAUGGUCCUUUUUAGCAUGAGAGCUGUUGGAAAAGACUGCCUGAACUUAUUGCAUUUUGCUAAGAAACUAUUCUUUCUUUGACGAUUUUAACUCUGGGUUUUAAUUGUUACCCAGAACUGAUUUGAUAUUGAGAUGAAAACGGCUGCAUUGGACCUUUUAUAUUACUGUUUGGCAAUUUUCUCCAUAAAUCACUUCACCUUCCUGUGUUUAUCAUUCUCUCCAGUCUCCACCAGACUAGAGGUUAUUUUACAUAAAUCACUUCACCUUCCUGUGUUUAUCAUUCUCUCCAGUCUCCACCAGACUAGAGGUUAUUUUACAUAAAUCACUUCACCUUCCUGUGUUUAUCAUUCUCUCCAGUCUCCACCAGACUAGAGGUUAUUUUACAUAAAUCACUUCACUGUCCUGUGUUUAUCAUUCUCUCCAGUCUCCACCAGACUAGAGGUUAUUUUACAUAAAUCACUUCACCGUCCUGUGUUUAUCAUUCUCUCCAGUCUCCACCAGACUAGAGGUUAUUUUACAUAAUAUAUCGCUUCACCUUCCUGUGUUAUUGCAUUGUAAUAGGAUCAUUUGAAAUCCCAUUGAAUCAAGUACUUACAACAGCCUGGACAAGCCUUCCUCAACCCAAUCCUCGUUGCACCCCAGUCGUUCCAUAAUGAUGGUGUAACACCAGCACACCUGAUUCAAAUUAACAGCAGAUUAGUUGACUACUUUCAGGUGUGCGGCUGUUAGAACUACAUCAAAUCUUUUUAACGGCUGGCCUAGACCACAGGUGGUUGGUGGACCCUUCAUUUGGGAGGAGGGGGCUCGUGGUAAUGGGCUGGAACGGAACAGGUGGAAUGGUAGCAAAUACAUGUUUGAUGCCAUUCCAUUCGCUCUGUUCCACCCCUUAUGAGCCGUCCUCCCCUCAGCAGCCUCCAUUGGCCUGGACGGUAGCUAGACCUUCUCAGAACCACUAUAAAUAUUAAAACACAAAUAUAUUUAAAUCAUGCAAAUAAGGAGGCUGCGACAACCUUGUGUAAAAAACAUUUUUUUAAUUAUAUUACAAUUAAAGAAUACACCGUAAUACCUUCAAGUGUGUGCCAAAAUGUUAUCCAGCACCAGGUAAACUCAUGUAUCCAUACAUAGGAAUUUAUAUAAUAUAGCACAUCUUUUGAAAGCAUAUUACAACAUCUGCUAUUAAAGGAACAUAUUCACAGGUCUCUGGCACAGAACUCUCCCUACUCAGUGUUUUGCCUGACUACGAUGCCAAGCUCCCUCAGCCCCCUUCAUCCUCUCCCUCCCUCUGAACCUAAUCUCAACCAGCCCCCCCCCCCUCUGGCCAAAGUUCCGAGGCCCCUAAACUGUCUAUCAACGAGACACACAACACCCUCGGGAUUAAGAGUUCUCUCAUGCCAACUCGACAACAAGACGACAACAAGAGAACGAUCGCAGAACUCAUAACAUAAAAGAGGAAAGAAAUCAUUCCUAUCUUCAGACGGUGCUCUAGCAAUGUCACACAGAAAGGACAGUAACGGGUUAGAGGGAUUAAGAAGAGAGACAAUGAUACACUUGGGACUAAAAUCUACAUUUCAUGUUGCUAUUAAAGCUGAUUUAAGAUGGGAUUCCAUAGGUGUCUGAUGACUGUCCGCAAGGGGGUGGAAAGAAAAUCAAAGUGACUAGUUAUUUGGCAGGAAUCGGGUUUUCGUUACGGCAUUAUUCGAUUGUUUGUUCAUAGCGCUGCACUUGGAAAGGACAGAGGACAGGAAUGGGUUCUAUUUGUAUCUGAAAGUAACUGUCAGACCUGAGCUCAAAUAGGAAGAUUUCAAAUACUUUGCUUGUUAAGUCUGCCUGCCAGCCAAAUGGGUGGGAUUUGCUCUUUUGGGCCCAUUCCAUUAAAAACAGGCAGACAGCCACAAUCAAACACAGAUAAAGUGUUUUCAGAGAUUUCACAAUACUAUGUGAACCCAGGUCUGAGUGUAUGUCCGUCUGUUGACUUUCCCCUUGCCUCUAUACAGGCUUCACUUGUUUGGUCUGAGCCUCAACCUUAUUUCACCCCAAUCUCUCCCUCCCACCCUCCUGCUGACUCCCUUGGCAGCAAUAGCCUUGCAGACAGACUCAAUCAUCAUUUUGCUGUGCUUUUGUGCUUUGAAAAGAAAAAUGAAACACACUUGGAUAAAUUUCAGAGACUAGAUGAUUUUUAAAGCAGGGAUCAACCACCUCUCGGCUUCGACAACAGUCAACACAUCUUGAUUGAUAAGUGUGUCAACCCCCCCCCCCCCGCUCUGACGUUUAAAGGAAGCUUGUUGGACAGCACCAUCGAUUACUUUUACAAUAAUGUUGUUUUUGCAUUGUGAAAGGGUUGAGAGUCGAGCACACAUCUUUCAACCGAUACUUUCCCCAGGCGUUUCCAAACUCAUUCACAAGUCAACACAUUUAGUGUUCAAUGCCUAUCGCCAAGUGAUUUGCUCGACAAUCUCUGUCACACUUUAAGUACAAUCUCUCUGGUUAAAAGAAAACAAAGUUAUUUUCAAGGCACAUCAUUGAAAGAAAUUCCAUAACCACUCUCCAGCAGUCUUAUUCCCUGAAACCUAGUGAGCGCAAGACUUUGAAAAGGCCACGUCUUUUCAACCAAAAAAGUCAUUUUCAACACAAAAUAUACAUUUUUCAACCAAAAAGACGUCUGCUUAACGUCUUUUCAACUUCUUUUGCUCCUGCAUUCAGUAUCUGAAUCAGUAUCCUCCUCUGCUAAUACACCUGCCCUCCAACCACUCACUCUUUCUGAACGUGCGCUAUGUGCAUUAUAAAAUGAUGUCGCUGAACAUGAGAAAUCUCAUACCUGGCCCACGUGUGUUUCCGUUUACUCAUUGCCUCACAUUAGCUGAUGGGAGGUUCUGUGCAAGAGAAUAUUUUGUUUUCAUUUGACAAGUUUUACUCAGUUGUUCAUUUCAAAAGCAAACUGAAAGAGUAGUACAUCUGUGCUCCUAACAGUCGUGUACAUAGGUCCUUGACAUGAAUGUAAACUCAAGAACUGAUCUUUCUCGGUUAGUUUCUUUUCGCCCUCCUUCAGUGUAUGGAGAGAGUUCAGAGGUAAAAUCCAUCAACAGAAAUGUUAACAUUGUUGGCCACAAAAUGAACCACAGAGUCGAAGCACAAAUCUGUCUUUUUCUUUUUUUUCAAAACCCAAGCCUGCCUACCAACCAACCGCCCACUUCCUCUUUAAAAAGCACAAGAUGGUCAUAUUGCUGUGUCUCGAGACGCCCCAUGACCACCAGGGUCACGGUAAAACUAUGGUAGUAGAGUAGAGUAGGGAAGGUGCCACCGGGAGGAGGGAGGGAGGAGAACACCACGAGCUGCCUUCAUUGAUUGGAUUUCUCCUCCCUUCUCCUCACCCAAAUGGUUUCCUGUUCAAAAACAAGUGCAUUUCAUAAACAGAGCUAAAACAAAAUGGCUGCCACAACAACAAAUUAAGCAGUUUAAACCCUUAAUCAGGUUGACUGAUUGAACCCCAAUAAUGACCAGCCAGGGCGAGUGAAUGGAAGCUGCCAUCGGGAGUUACCAGUAUGGUCAGUGUUGACUUUAAGCGGUGUGGCAGGCAGGCGUCAAGUGGGUAGGGCGUACCUGGCAACCGCACCAGGGGUACACCUUGAGGAGUACUCGAUGGAGGCAAAAGGGGCUAAAAUCAGUUCUUCACGUGCCCCUUCUUCACUCAAGGAGGAGACAGAUUUACCAUUUGGCUUGGGAUGGAAGGGGUUAAAACAAAGUGUUCAUCUACUCCGAAAAGGGGUGGAGCUGGGGGGCAAGGGGGUGGAGCUGGGGGAGUGUGUAGCAGGGUCAAGACCUGAGUAGGGAUGGAGGGAGGAGGAGGGAGGGGGGCACACGACAACAGUCACCAAGGCACAGAAUGACAUUGGGGAGAGAUCUAGAGAAGGGGGCAACCAGGUUCCUAGCUUCCCUGUUCUACACUCUCUCUACCUUCAACUAGCCUGGCCUUCUGUCUGUCUGCCUGUCAUAUAUUUAUAUAGAUAUACUCUUCUUUUUUGUCUUUUCGUUAAACGAGAACAUUUAGGAAAAUAGAAUA
Messenger RNA from Oncorhynchus kisutch (coho salmon), 7259 nucleotides. RefSeq names its product PRELI domain-containing protein 1, mitochondrial-like. Gene Ontology annotation, cellular component: mitochondrial intermembrane space. Bases 271 to 783 code for a protein of 170 amino acids. The record is from RefSeq and is a predicted model, not a curated record. Lineage: Eukaryota; Metazoa; Chordata; Actinopteri; Salmoniformes; Salmonidae. The transcript has 5 exons.